Molecule: messenger RNA, 1296 nt
Organism: Chenopodium quinoa (quinoa)
Lineage: Eukaryota; Viridiplantae; Streptophyta; Magnoliopsida; Caryophyllales; Amaranthaceae
Exons: 1
Coding region: 69-827 (252 amino acids)
Biological process (GO): root development; shoot system development
Source: RefSeq, a predicted model, not a curated record
GUAAGUCAUCAAAUCAAAACUUCUAUCUUUCAACUCUUAGCCUUAAAACAAAGUAUAAAGAACAUAAAAUGGCUUCUUACCACACUCGAUCUUUCAGUUUCCCCUCAAACUCUCACCCCGUUUCUGAGCAAUUGGAUCAACAAUUGAACAGAUUGAGAUCAUCUCAAGCUGCUUCUACUUCAUCCCUUUCAAGCAAACUAAGCGGUCUAAACGACUUAUACAAGUGUGUUGAAGAGUUCCUUCAACUACCCCAAAAUCAGAAAACCGUAUCUCAAUCUCAACAAGUAUUAGAUGGAUCUCUAAGACUCCUUGACAUUUGCUCCACAUCUCGGGAUGUCUUGGCCUUGACAAAGGAAAGCAUCCAAGACAUUCAAUCAGUUCUUCGAAGAAGGUCUAGUGGUGAACUUGACAUUACCAAGGAAGUCGCCGCAUACCUUAAAACACGAAAGUCAUCCAAGAAGACAAUCAAGAAAUGCUUGAAAGAUAUCAAUGCAGUUGACAAAACUAACGAGUCUAUUGCCAUCGAAAGCAUGCUCAAGGAUGUGCAAGCAUUGACUGUAGAAGUCUUUAACUCCAUGUUAUCCUACAUCGGCGGAUCACAGAAAAGUAGCUGGUCUUUCUCUAAACUUGUUGGACAAAAAUCUGAGACGGAAGCAGCAACAUCUUUUGAUGCUGUUGAUGCUAUUCUUGUGAAGAAAAUGAAUGUUGAUAUGUCACAACUAGUAAAUUUAGAGUCAGAAAUUCAAGAAAUCGACGAAGUUUUGGAAUCAUUGUUUAGGCAUCUGGUGAAGACUAGAUCAACUCUUCUCAAUGUCCUUAGUUAUUAGAUAGAACAGAAAUUUUUCCUGUACAAAAAUUUUGAUACAUGAACAUACAAUACAAAUGAAUAUACAUGAUACUGAUACAAUUAUCUCAAAUUUUUGUUGGGUUUAUCAAUUUUAUACUUUCAAUUACGCAUUAAUCAUACAAAUUAUGAGAUACAAGAUUCACUCAAUCCACAAACAGAAAUCAGUAAAUUUAACUUGUUAUUUCUUGUAAAUUAUCAGAGAAAUUCUCUGUUUUCUAAACACAAUGAAUGAAAAUAAAAAAAAACCUCCCUUGAGAAAAACAAAAAAACUAAAAUUGAAUUAAAAAAAUACAAUAAUUCUUCUAGCAUUUAUUCAUCACAUAAUAGAGAGAAGUAGGAAUCUAAUUGAGGGACGGAGGGAUUACAGUCUAUAAUUAAGGUCGAUUAUCAGAAUGACUCCCUGUGAAGGUAAGCUGUAAGAUUCUAAUUGUCUGUAGGAGCUUCAACAA